Drosophila rhopaloa is the source of this 9629-nucleotide messenger RNA. RefSeq lists its product as uncharacterized. The record is from RefSeq and is a predicted model, not a curated record. Gene Ontology annotation, molecular function: calcium channel regulator activity; GTP binding; GTPase activity. Gene Ontology annotation, cellular component: plasma membrane. NCBI's taxonomy places the organism in Eukaryota, Metazoa, Arthropoda, Insecta, Diptera, Drosophilidae.
GGCGGCCACUGAACUGGGCAUCCUCAAACGCGGCCACGGUGCAGGGAUUGCGCUAAUUGACAUGUUGCAUACAACCUGCAAACCUAGUCUAAGCUGCACCGAGAAAAAUUAUCGACCGUGUAAAAGCGCCGGUGAUGGCGGUGUAUACUUCUCAUUCACAAAAAACAUUCAUUCAACUCCUGAAAGUAAAAAGAGUGGAUUCCCCUCAGGAUGUGUGAAAGUGGAUAAGGAAAAGGGAGGGUAGGAGCAGUAGGAUUGAAACUGCGGCAGUUCCACGCGCCUUCAAAGAAGAAAAAAAAAAGAAAGUGAAAGUGAGAAAAAAAAAAGUAAAGAAGAAUAAGGACAGAGAGUUGUAGUGCCAUGGAUACCAAGUUGGAGGCUCGUGGCCAGUUUCCGGCCUCGUUUCCGGACACGUUUAAGAACUUCUUUGCGAUGAUGAACGAAGACGAGGAUCAUGUGGGGCUGUUUGCCAAUCUGCUGGAGGAUAAGGUGAUUCCGCGCCAGAACAGCCCCGUGCAGCCACAGCGGCAGCGGUACGGCGGCAGCAUGCGGAGUCACAGCGGCGGCGACCGCAGCGAUCGACGGGAUCGAUCCGAUCGUGCGGAUCGGCAGUACUACCAGCAGAUCCAGAAUCAGCAGCAGCAGCAGCUGCAACCACAGCAGAGUUCCCCACAGCAACGCGCUUUUCAGCCGCGCACCCGCAGUGGCAGUGGCAGCAGCAUUGACCUCUAUGCCAACCGAAAUGUAAGUUUCACAAUCAACCCCGCAAACCGGGUCGGUUCGCUGCGAAGGAACCGGUCGCGAGGAUCGCUGACCCUGAGCAGCAAUGGGCUGAACGCCCUGGGGCUGGGACCCGUGACCCUCGCGCCCAACGUCAGCUCCAGCAGCAGCGGCAGUGUCCUGGACCUGACCCUGCCGGAUGCCCAUGUUGCUGGUGGGACAGGUGCAGGUGUGGCAGCUGGUGGGGCAGCUGGUGGUGGAGCAGGUGUUGGCGCAGGUGGUGGCGGACAGAAUAUGUACGCACCACCUUCGAAAACGCACCUGAAGCCGGCCUUGAAACAGCCCAAACCGCCGGCGGAGCAUUGCUGUGAGCUCUUCUUGGGCGACGAUGAUCACUUCAAGUUCUGUUGUCUUCAUCAUGAUCAUUCCACCGAGGGCCUGCAGAAUCUACAGCAGCAGCUAAAGCAGCAGCAAAAAACCAAUCCCGGCCAGAAACACGUGACCUUGGCCUGUUGCGAGUGCGUUUAUGGCAGUGGCAAGGUGCCUCGAUCGGGUCCCGAUGGCGAGGACAAUUGUGGGGCGACCUACCCGAAGGGAUAUGCACUCGGCGGCUGUGCGGUAACGCCAGCACUUAAGGUCCAAUUGGACAAUUCGAGCACCAUCACAUCCGCCGAAUUGGCAGCCUCGAAGAACAAGGAUCUGCAGGAGCGACAGGAGCGGCAGGAGAAACGCGGAUCGGUCAUACUCGAAAGAGCCUUCGAUUUCGAUGCCAGCUGCGACGAGAGCGACAGCAUGAGCAGCGGCACCCACGGUCCAGUGCCCUCGCCCGCUCCCCACCAGCCGGCCUACAAUGUGCUGAAGCCGAUCCUCAAGCAGCCGCAGCUGCAGCAGAAGCCGAUGUUGCAGCAGCAGCAUCAAGGGGCUGCCCACCAGCAACAUCAAGGGGUUUCCCACCAGCAACAUCAGGUAGUGACCCACCAGCAACAUCAAGGAGUGACCCACCAGCAACAAAAACAGGUGACCCAUCAGAAACAUCAAGGGUUGACAUAUCAGCAAAAUCAACAGGUCACCCAUCAGCAGCUUCAACAGAUGGCCCAACAGCAUCACGGAGUAACCCACCAGCAACAUCAAGGGGUUACCUAUCAGCAACAGCAACACCAACAGGUGACCCAGCAGCAACUUCAUGGAAUUGCCUAUCAGCAACAUCAAGGAAUUACCCAUCAGCAACAUCAAGGAAUUACCCAUCAGCAGUACCAGCAGCACGAAGAUGUGAUCCAGCAGCAGUACCAACAGGCUAGCUUGCAGCAACAUCAGGGGGCAAGUUACCAGCAACUGCAAGGGGUGAGCCAUCAGCAACAGCCUCAGUUGAUCCAUCAGCAGCCCAUGAUGCAGGUGCAACUUCCGCCCGCCGUGCAUGUGGGGCACCGCCUGUUGCCGACUCCGCCCACCCACAGUGGCUUGGGGGCGUACCACACCCGUGAGACGACCUUGCAACGGGUGCAGCAGCAGAGCGGCUUCUACAACCAAGGCCCCAGCACUUCGGCAGCCGCAUACGGUUAUGCUCAGUCCAUGGAGACGCAGCAGAUGCAACAGCAGUUCCAGUACGAUCAGGAUCUGCAGUUCGAACAACAUCAGCCACUUCAGCAGCAUCAGCAGCAGCAGCAACAUCAGCAGCAGCAGCAGCAGCAGCAUCAGCAGCAGCAGCAGCAACAUCAGCAGCAGCAGCAACAUCAGCAGCAGCAGCAACAUCAGCAGCAUCAGCAGCAACAUCUGCAAUUUGAGCGGCGGCAGCAACGUCAACAAUUUCAGCCGCUUCAGCAGUAUGCGGACGAUACUGAGUUGGAUUACGACUCGGAGUGGGAAACAGAUGAGGAAUUGGUCCACCAAGAGGCACCUCCGCUCUCCACCUUCAACGAUUUUCUCAACGCGGCCCAGAAUCCAACUGGGAGUCGUCAGAGUCUGCGGACCCAGAAGUCCCCGAUUUUGAACAGACGUCGCGCCUCAUCGAUAGCUGGAAAUUUGUUGCACUCGGACUAUACUUACACCCGGAACAGUAUCGGCGGAGCUCCAAUUGACUCGGAUUUUCAGCGCAUUUCGCACAGCAGUAGCGCCAGGGACCGCAUGUCUCAGGCUGGAGUCCUGACUUUCCAGCAGGCCAUGUCCGGAGCUGUGUCACCACAAUAUGGCACUGUGGGUUCGCUGAAUCCCCCGAACACCUCCGGUGAAAAUAGGGCGGAUACCUUGGGCAACGGAGGAGGUUUGCCUGGGGGAUCUGCGCACAAUCUAAACUUGACCGUGGGAUUGGGGUUUCUCGGUGGAUCAAGCACCACCUUGGCUGCUGUCGCCGAGGUGACUAGUGGACCGGAUGGCAAUGGCGACUCCACCGACUCCAUAUCUCCGGUCUCCAUGAUCCCGGGCAAACAGCAGCAGCAGCAGAAGCAGCAACAACUGUUGCAGCUGCAGCAGGAUCAGCAGCAUCUGCCCACCCAUUUGCCAAUGAAGCGGGAGAGGGGAGUGGGAGAGUCCUCCGGAGCCAGCACCUCCGGCACCGCCAUCACCGAACUGGCCGCCUCCGUGGUCCUGGCCUCCCAAUCCGGAAAACCCAUGACCGACAGACAGCGUUUGAGGACCUCCAGCAUGCCAGCGGAAAGUCGCAGGCCUCGUUUGGCCGAAAUGCGGCGCUCGGCGAUUCAUACCGGCGAUCCGGACAUGACUUACUACCGUUUGCGCAGCUUCAGCAUCACUUCCCAUGGAAUUUGCAACUUGGGCGAUUCGCUAAGAAGCCGCAGGUCACGUUCGAUCAAUUCCGUGACAUCCACGGGCACUUCAAACAGCGGCGUGGAUCGACACAAUAGCAACGCAUCGGGGGCAUCGGGCGAAGUCAUCGACGGGGAUCCGAAUGUCCCGGCCUACAAGAUUGCCAUGCUCGGCGGCUCCGGAGUGGGCAAGACCACCCUGACCUACCAGUUCACCACUUCCGAUUACAUAUGCGCCUACGACCUGAGUCUCGAUGAUGAUUAUGGACAGAAGACGGUGUCGGUGCUAGUCGACGACAUUGAAACGGAUUUGGAAAUUAUUGAUCAUCCCGCAUGCGAGAUGUCGACGGAGGCUUUUUGUGCCACCUACAACAUCGACCUCUUCGUGGUGGUCUAUUCGGUGAUAGAUCGAAAUACUUUCGCAGCAGCCGAACGUGUACUGCAGUAUCUCAAGGAGAACGAGAUGCUCUUGUCCCGCGGAGCUAUUUUGGUGGCCAACAAAACGGAUCUGCAGCGGCACCGCGUUAUCACCCGUCAAAUGGGUCGCAAGGUGGCCAAGGAUAUCGCUUGCAAGUUCAUCGAGACCUCGUCUGGAUUGGAUCACAAUGUGGACGAGUUGCUGGUUGGGAUUGUGGCCCAGGUGAAGCUCAAUCCGCAGCGAUUGCGAUUGCUAACGGAGUUGGAGUUGCAGCGUUUAAAUCUGCAGAGUACCAUUCAGAAGCAUCGUGGCAUGCACUUGCAAUCACGUCGCAUGGUGCGCCAGAUGAGCAUGUGUCAGGGCGACGAGGAGAUCUUCGAUGGCGGAUUGCAGGAGCAAUUGCCGAACGGCGACGCCAACGAUCCGGACGGAGUGCCGGGUACAUCGAGCUCGAGUCGAUCGCGCAUCGAGAAUCCCAAUCGCAAGCCCUUGAAUUUGGAGAGCAUACUGAAGAUGGGCGAAAGCGAAGUCGACGAGGACGAGGAUGUCCCGAAGUCGACGCAGUCCGUCCAGCUCAGCAAAUUCAAUAUGCUCGCGGCCACUAUUCGUCAUCGGCGUCCGUUUCGCAAGCGUCGCUCGUUCGACGGCGGCGUUACCACAUCUGCGGCAGCGGAUGCCGCCGCCGAGCUGCAGCGGCGGUAUCAACUCCGCGCCCAGGAUGACUUGCUGUUGGAGCAACGGCAGCAGGGGAUGGCGGCGGAGGAGGAUAGGAUCGGCGGUUUGGCGGACGAUGGCGAGGAUGAGGAGGGAGAAGGUGGCGGAGGAGGUGGAGGAGCGGAGUUCGAGGGACGGCGGGGCACCUGCAAUCGCAAGGUGGUCAAGAAGUUGACCGCCCGCACCAAGGUAUUCAUCUCGUCGGUGCUGCGGUUCAAGAAGUCCAUCAGCCUGAAGCGCCGCAACUCCUCCAGCUGCAGCGAUCUCUUCGUGAUUUAAGCGGCCGGGAGGAGCAAGUAUUGGGAGUAGGAAGUAUAGACUGAAUGUAUAUAGAAGGGAAGACACAAGAGGAGCAGGAGGAGUGAUUCAAGGAGAACCGGAGUACCAGGAGAGCAGGCACAAACAAACAGCAGCAGCGCAAACCGAGAUGGAUUGGAGCACGGAAGUGCAGGGAGUGCAGGGUUUAGAGGACGUCGUUAGAUCAUGAGGAAUUUUUCAGUCCCAUUUAAUGUACCACGAAAAAUACAGGGACAUCAGCCGUUGAAACGAUCAGCGGUCUAGAUUUUGCACAUUUAGAUGGCAACAAGCAAAUGCUACCAAUAUUUAGAGCAAACGCUUUUUGCCAAGACAAACUCUAGAGUUUUCAAAUCACUUAAUAAGGUGGCCUAAGGAAACUAGAACGCCGUCUUUCGGCAUUUAUCCACCAUUCUAAGUAAUUUUACAUCUCUAGAAAAUCCCAUUUUACAAACGCAAGAGCUAUUGGCAACGAAAUCUCAAGAGUUUUACAAUCACUUAAGAAGCUGUCAAAAAGUAUGCUUUAAAUAACAGAACAUCGUCCUUCGUUAGUUAUACUUGCGACUUUCGAAUAAAAAGUAUAUCGUAGACCACUUUUGGACACUUUUUUAAGUGAUUUCUCUCUAGAGAAUUCCGUAGGACCCUCAAACUAAAGAGAAACUUAUCACCGGAUCAACAAAAAAAGAAAAAAAGAAAAACAGAAAAAAAAACCCACCCCUCACAACCGGUAGGUGGCGCUGCAAUUGCGGACAAUAAUUUUCUUUUGACAAAAUAUAUUGAUGAACAAAUUUACAAAGUCAAAAAUCCAAAAAAAAAAAACAACGGCUAUAUCCACGAUUUAAGCAAACUAAAUCUUAUCCGCCAAAAAAUUAAAUAAUGCAGCAAAAAGGAUCAACAAAACAACUGGGGCUUAAUUUAAGUGGCACACACACUAUGUAGAAACAGUAAAAAACUGCAAAGGCAAUAUAUAAAGAGAUAUGACAUCAAAUUACAUACACUUUAUUUUGUUAUUGCGUUUUUUUCGUGGUUUCUUGUCAUAAUUGAACGCGUGGUUUCUGGCGAGUUUCAAAUAUGUAAAGAAUGGACUUCAUUUAAUCAAGAAUAGCUGAACAUGAAAAGGUAGCAACAAAUGUGUAAGAACCGUGCAUAAAAUGGAAACGAUUUUUUUUCUUGACACCAAGUCAAGCAUACGAAUAAAAAAAAUAAAUACUGGCAAAGAAAACAAACAAAAAAAAUCAAACAAACAAAAAGAGCAGUGCAAAUUGCUCCACAGAAUUGCAAACUUUACAACCUUUUUUAUGCCGGCGCGCUUUUUAAUGAAAUUCGAUUUCAUGUCGCCAACGGUCCAGCUUAAAUGCUCAAAUAUUUAAACAAAGAACUCCUUUUACAAUGUUGGAUACAUUAAAACAUUAAAAUAGAUUCUUUUAGAUUUGUAUUUCUUUGUGAUAGUCUUAUAAUUGAUUCUUUUAAGAACCUUCCAUUAUUGUAGGAAUAUAUGGUUUUUUCAAUAUGUUCAAUUUACCUUAAUUACCUAACCUUAAUUAACUAACUAUAAAUGCAAUGUGAGAGCUUUUUGUAGAAUUUGCACCGUUUUAAAAACUGCUCGUUUGGCUAUUGCUGAACUACGCUAUAUUAAAAACAUAUUUGUCUAGCGCGAUUGAUAAAUAACAAAUUUUUUGAAGCGCUUUUAAUCAAAGAACAUAUAAUUAUUUUACACUUCUAAAUGUUGUGUGGUUAAAGAAUACCGAAAAAAAAAACAAAAAGUCUUCAGCACUACAAACACAAAUACAGAACAAAAGCUUAGAUGCAAAAAAAAAAACAUAAUUGAUGUGUACCAGGUCAACCCGAGUGCGAAAUCCUUGUGUAUUUUUUUUUUGGGUUCCUCAUAAUAUGUAUUAGCUUAGUUGGUAAAAAACCUUCAACUACAGUGAAAUAUAUGAGACAAUGUUACGGACAAAGUCAAACAAAGAAAACUUGUAAAAUGAGUGCAUCACAUAAAUGUAAGCACUAUAUAAAGGAAUCCAAAACAAUGAAAAGAAUUAAGAAAGAGGAGUAUAAUUGGCCAGACCUGGGCUGCAAACAACACACACAAUAUUCAAUAUUACCAACUUAUUAAUGUAUCAAGCGAUAGCAUAAAGCAAAAUCAAUGGAAAAUCACAACUAUUUAUAUCAGUUUAAGUCGUUGAGGGCAUGUUAGAAUGGUAAAAUAACCUCCACGCCCCCAAAGUUAACCUGCCUCCCUUUUUAAUUCCGGCGGUCGCUGGAACUCAAAGCAGUCGAGUAAAAACCAUAAUGAGCUUAACCAAAGCCUGCAAUACUGUGGCAGAUCUAAAAAAAAAAUGCCAUGAAAAUAUGGAUGCAGAAGAGUGGUCGUGGAAAUUGCUUCACGGCUAACACAUUUGCAGGCUACGGAUAAAAAAGGUUCUUUGGGAAAAGGAAAAUUUAAAAGAAAGGAUUUAUUAUUAUAAAUUAAGUCAGUUAAUCAUGAUUUAAAAAACACAAUGGCUAUAAUUUUAUUGUUUGUCAAUCGAAAUUGUAAUAUUUAUUUCAAGGAAACAUUUACUUUACAAUCUUUAAUUGUUUUAUUUUUCACUUUGGCACAUUCUUUCCAGGAAAACAUUCAACAUACCCGUUUAUUUACUUUUAAUUGACUGUAGCCCAAUUAGGUAAUUAACAUAUACUUUACGUGUUUCUUUUUGAGAUGGUUAAUAUCUUCGUAGGUUUUGAAUGGAACGGGAAAGGCAGGUUAAAAUAACCGAAAACAAAAAAGAACAAAGAAGCUUACACAUUUUUUUGGGCUGUAUGCACAAGCGACAGCAACAACAAAAGACUUUUGGUAAACAAAGUCAACCAAAAGAAACUUAAACAAAUUGAAAAAAUGAACACACUGAGCUACAAAAAACAACACCACCCCCCCGCCACUCACAUACUCACGUCAAACAAUUGAAAUGCAGUCAGAGAAUGAAGAAUUGUAUUGCUCAAAUCGAAAAGACGUUGGACGUAUUUUGGGGAAGAAAAAAAGAAUUUGACUUCUUUGGCAAGUAAGUAGUUGGCCAAACUCCGACUAAAAGGGAAAAGCCAUAAAUGGACAAAUAAUUACAAGUGAACGGAACAACGAAUUGUGAAUGACCUACGGUGGGACGUUGAAUGCAAGUGAAACGAUCACAUAUGAUACAACACUCACCACACAAAGAUCCAAGUCCCUUUCGUCGAUUUAUCACCAAGUCAGCAAAUGUAUCUUACUUAACCCUUUACGACUAUACUAACAGCUGUGUUUCAAAUAACAGUCUUCUAUUUUGGCCAUUUUAAUUGCUUUAAUAUUCUAAUUUUACCUUCUAAGAACGCAUUGUUUGCACCCACAAAACUGUUUUGUUUACAAUACAAUUGCUUGGCCUAUACUCUCUCUUAAAAGUUUUCAAUUUAGUUAUUUUAUGCACAACCUUAACUAUAACUGCAGCGUUACUAAAAAGUACUUAAAGUCCUGUGACCUGGAUGCUUUAGAAAUGGAAUAAGCUGGAUGAGAUUUAAAGAGGAAUGCAAAUCGAAGGACAUAAAGCUGGAUGGAUGGAGAGAAUCCAAAGGCCUAAAGACACUCAGACUUGGCACACUCAACGGACAGAAUCACUUCGGUACUCAAUCCACUACCUACUACUUCAAAAUCGAGACUGAUUUUACUGCUCCCGCACACAGCACACAAAAUAUACACACAUCCCAAAAGUCAGGGAAAAACAGAAACCUUGACAACCUGAAUUUCCAUUUCCCCAAACCCAUUUCGCAUUGCUUCACUAACACGAUAAAUUAAGAUUUACAAAUUAUUGAACCUAUCGUUUGGAUGGGGUUGCAUAUACAAAACUACUUAUAUAAAAAUAUAUCUUGUAUGGAUUAUAUACCCCUAUUAUACAUAUAUGUAUACAAAAUAUAUACGAUGGAAUAUUUACACACAAGUUUUACUCCGUGCCAUUUGGGUGCGAUAAGUUAAGUUGAACCAAACUUUAUACGAAUUUCGGACAAGUUCAGCGGCAUUUUUAUGGGAAUCCAUUCGACUAAUGUUUAACUUGUUCUUAUAUAUCAUUUGAAUGUGAUACGCGAACGGAGGUUUAGUUACAGAAGAGAAACUGGAGUCUACUACCUUUCUGCUUUUUAUAGUUUGACCAUCCCAAUUUCACUCCGUUCGAAUCAAAUCAAGAAGCAAGAGAAAAACAUUUGAAUUUUAACCCAGCAGAGAAUUCACUUUUUUGUCUUACAAAAUUGUUUACAAAUCAAAAGAUACUGUAGUUGAUUCUAUUAUACACGAAUAUACACGAUAAAUACAAUUUUUUGAUGUACGUUAAACAUUUAUUAACAUUUAUAUAUGUGUUGGUGUGCAAGAAGACUCUAGCCUGUAAGUUUUCCCGUAGUACCCAUAUGCGUAGUACCCAUAAUUACAUAUAUACAUAUAUAUAUAUAUAUACCUACUUAUAUUGAACGACAAUUUGCUCUUUCCCGAAUUAUUUUCAUGUGAUUUAAAAGAUUCCGAGCAAAGCAAUUGAUUUAGGUAAGCAAAGGCAAAGAAGGUUCCAAGUGGAUAAAUAUAGCAAACCACAAUUUAGUACGCAUGCAUAAACGCAUUUGUAAUUCUUAAUUUUUUUUGUGAAAUAAACGUUCAAUCAAAUUGAAUGGUCACUUUUUACCAUCAAUAAAUAUUUUACUCUAUGUGUACAUUCAAUUACAGCUUAUAUCUGCAUUAA